Molecule: messenger RNA, 2769 nt
Organism: Magallana angulata
Lineage: Eukaryota; Metazoa; Mollusca; Bivalvia; Ostreida; Ostreidae
Exons: 1
Coding region: 7-747 (246 amino acids)
Source: RefSeq, a predicted model, not a curated record
CAGCACAUGUCAGAGGCAGUGUUCGUUGUAUUGUGUGAAAUGAUGGGAACCUCACAACUGGUGGCCAUCAGGAGGGAAACAGUGGACAUCCAGGAGAUUGUGGAAAGACAAUUAACUAAUAAUUGGAUCCAUGGGAUGCUGAGUGGAAGUAUGAGAGAAGGAUUCAGGCUGAAUGGAUCAGAUAAGGACUUUAUGUACUGGCCAAACGACCACCGAGUAAUCAUGGACAUGUCUCAGUCUGAGUAUUACAACACAGCCAGUACAACCUUGAUUCUCUCUGACAGUUCUGAGAGCCCACCAGGAUUCACUUUACUUCAGUUACUGACACCAACAGAAAUUACAGAAGUCCAAUCAGCAUGUGUCAGAAUGAAUGGUAGAGUCUAUAUAUCUAGUUUUAUACACAGCGAGUUAACUUGUUCGGUAGUGGUGCCUAAUUCUACUGUACAUGGACCCUGUGGAAGUGGUAAUGUAGAAGGACUAGAAUAUGACAACGCUCACUGCUUUGCAUGUGACUUUUGGCCUACGCCUGCCUCCUUGUGGAUAGACAGAUGUCACUUAUGGCCUGGCCCUGAAGUUGUUGAAGACAUUGUCAGAAAUGGAUGUCACGUUGUAGCAAUAGGACACCCAUUAGGACCCCAUAAAAAUGAAGAAUGGAGAUUGUCGUUUUCUCGAGCAGAAUAUAAACUUGUGUACUCAAUGAACCACAGUCAAUUUUUGACCUAUGGAUUGUUAAAAAUUUUCUUAUAAGAAGUUAUAAAUCAUCAGACUGAAGAAAAGAAUAAACUGAUAUGUUCCUAUCAUAUAAAGACAACAGUUUUCUGGGCUAUUCAACAAAACACACUACCCAACUGGUGCCCUCCAAAUCUCCUGGCCGGUUUCUGGGUCUGCUUUAAACACCUCCUUAAAUGGGUGUAUGAGGGGAUUUGUCCUAACUUUUUCAUUCCACAAAACAACCUGUUCCUGACAAAGGUCCAUGGCUCGGCACAAAACAGAUUGUUUCUACAGUUACAUGACUUGUACAAGAAAGGUCUGUCCUGUCUGUUAGGGUGUUCUUCUAUCAUGUCCUACAUCACUGAUGUCCUAUACAAUCCUAGACUUUCUGUUUGUACAGAUGAGAAUUUCAUGAAGUCUGAAUUUGACUAUGAUGUAGAACUUUUCAAUGUGUUACCCAUUGCAUUUAAACAUUUAGGUGAUCUAUAUAACCUUAUUAAAGCCAUAGAUAUGAUAGAAUACCUGGUAUAUUCACCCCUUACACAAUAUCAAACUAUCAAAUUACAGUCACUUUCAGUCCUCACCCUUCAAUGUAUUGCUUUCAAAUUACAAAACAUGUUUACUUGCUCAUGUUUUAACAAACAGAUGUAUAUUGCAAACAAAUUUUAUUGCCACAUGCUGAAAUUAGCAGCAAAGUUAGGGUGUAUUUCUGACAUGUUGUACAUUGCCAUUUAUUAUUACAAGACACUCAGAUACAGGGGAGCUUUAUGUGUUAUAGAGAUGACAAAGAUUAAGUUAAGACAGCCAUAUUUAAUGUAUUGGGGACAUGUAGACAUAGAGAGGUAUACUGAGGCUGUAGGGGGGCAGUCCUGGUCUACAAAAAUGAGAGAGGCCGUAGCAUGGGAUAUCAAACUUGACACCAUAAUCUUUUAUAUUAGUGAAUUAAUACCAGAACAAAACUCUGCUCUACAGAAAGGAAAGUCUAGAUUAUAUGUCCCAGUGUUUGUAAUGUUACACUUCCUGGAGUUCCUGUGUUACAGACACAUUGAUACAACGUCAUCACAAGCAGCUCUAGAUGAGCUACAAGUCCUAGUCCACCAUGAUAAAGGACAGUAUAUAUUUGACCGAUGUAGAGACAUCUCCUGGGAGAUCCUGGGGAUCUGUCAACAGAUCACAGGGAACCUCCAGGCUGCUCUAUACUCAUACCAACAGUCACUCACACAUUAUCCAUGGAACGGAAUACAAACUGCUACACAGAUGAGAAUACGAGACUUGUUUUUUAGAAACCUUCACCAAUAGAUUAAAUAAAUACUAUCACAUUAAAUGCCGUAUCUAAAAAUAUAUGCUAUACAAGAGGUCCAUAAGCCUCAUCUUUUACCGAAGCAACAGUUCUUUAAAAAGUUCUUGCAUUUCAUCUUUUGUUCAAUUAACACUGACCUCCGUAAAGGAAUGAUGAGUUUUGGAAAUUAGGUUAUGAAAUAAUACAAUAAAAAAAACCUAUCUCAAUUGAUAACUACUUAAAGUGAAAACAAGUUAUGCAGCUUAAUGUUUACAAUCAAAAUGUUUAAAUGCUUAAAUGAAUUCUUAUUGACAAAACCUUGAAUAUUUUUACUUUAUUAUGAAAUAAGGCUAAAACAAAAAUUGACUUUUAGCCAAACAGAGGAAAUUCGGACUAAAUUUUGCAAAUUUUGUUUUCUGCUAAAGCAUUUUUGGCAGUACUCUAAUGUUAAAAGUUAGGAUUUUAUAUUUAAGUCUAUGUAAUUUUGCAUAUUUUCCGUUGGUUUUACCUAACUUUUUCAUUGAAAUAAUACUAUGGCACGAAAUGCAAAAAUAUUGAAAAAUGCUUAAAAACGAUAAAAGACACCAUAUCUCAAAAUUUUGAUCAUUGACCUCUUAUAAAUAUUUUGCCAACAGAAUAAGGUCAAAAUAAGUAGUUCAAUACCAUACAUGUUUUUGCAUUAUCAUCAUUCAAUUUUUUGUAAAAUUGGAUCAAAAAUGGGUAGGGAUUUGAAACUGAUAGAGGAAAUUCGGGCUGGGUUAUUUUAAAAUCUAAAUUAG